Molecule: messenger RNA, 399 nt
Organism: Psylliodes chrysocephalus
Lineage: Eukaryota; Metazoa; Arthropoda; Insecta; Coleoptera; Chrysomelidae
Source: the annotation of a GenBank genome assembly
AUGAAGAGUUUUGUACCGAAUGAUCUGCAUGAUGUUGUCCGUUCAGCGAUAUAUAGUCCUCCGUUUUCGGUUGUAAAUAUGGAAGAAUUCGGAUUUGUUGAUAUCCAGGCAGCAGCUGACAGCCUUAACAUCAGCAAGGCAGUUCAUGUAAGAAUAGAUUCAAACAAACUUGGAAACGUGCUAACGAAAGAGACCUUUGGCGAUUUCGAGCAGUGGAAGGAGACCUGUAUUUUAAAAAAGGGUAAAAAGGCGUCAGAUUUGAAAAACACGGUAAUAAAGUUGCUGCCACCUGAAAAUAAAAUCACAGACAAUAAGAAAAAAUCCCUCACCUUAAUGAUAAACUUCCUAAAGAAGAAGGAGCAUCAAGACUUCUACAGGAAGAUUUUGAACAUUGAAUAA